CCGCCCCGCCCCACCUGGGCCGCCCCCGGCACCUGCGGCGGCUCCGGCCAUGGGCGCGCUGCGGGCGGCGCUGGCGCUGGCGGCGCUGCUGGGUGUCUCCUCGGCCGUGCUGGAGGUGCACGUGGGGACGGGCACGGUCUUCUCCGUGGAGGGGGAGCGAGCGGUGCUGCCUGCCUGGUACACCAGCCACUCCCAGAAGAAGCCCUACGUCACCUGGCUGCUGGAUAAGAAAGAUGCUGACCCCUUCCAGAUCAUGACCUACCUGGAUGGAGUGGUGAAGGUGGAGGAGACAGAGCUGAAGCCCCGCGUGGGUUUCCUGUACCCCAUCCUCACCCACAACAUCUCGGUGUUCAUUAACGCCACGCGGGAGCGUGACUCAGGCCAGUACAUGUGCACCGUCAACGUGGUGGACGACAUCACCAGUCCGGGCAAGAACGUCGGCGUCAUCAACCUCACCGUACUGGUGCCCCCGGCCACCCCCACCUGCCGGCUGCAGGGCAGCCCCACCGUGGGAGCCAACAUCACGCUGAGCUGCACCUCCAAGAAGGGAAAGCCCCUGCCCACGUACCAGUGGCAGCGCAUGCCACCCAACCUCGAGGUCUUCUUCCCUCCUGCCCAGGACCAUGCCCGAGGCACCCUCAAGCUGACCAACCUCUCCCUGGACAUGGCUGGGCUCUACAUCUGCGUGGCCGAAAACCAGGCGGGCUCGGCCGAGUGCAGCAUCGUCCUGGAGGUGCACUCAACCAGCACCAAGGCUGUCAUCGCUGGCGCUGUCCUGGGGUCCCUGGGUGCCCUCGUCACUGUCAUCUUCUUUGCCCGGCGCGUCAUCGGCUACCGGAGGAAGAAACGUGAUGGCCACGAGGAGGCAGCCAAUGAGAUCAAGGAAGAUGCUGUGGCCCCCAAAACACCGUCGUGGGCGAGGCGCCCUGCUGCGGACACCAUCUCCAAAACCAGCACCUUGUCCUCCCUUGCCGGUGCCCGGGAGAAGCCGUACGGGGCCAAGCCCCCCUCUGACACCGCCUCCAUCCUCACUGCCACCGGCAGCUACCGGGGCGCCCCUGCCCGGGGGGGCCCCCACACCCCCAGCCUCUCACCCCCCACCACCAAUGGGGCGCUCCGGCACCAGGACACGUCCCCGGCCCCUGUGCCCACCGCCAGCCUGGCACGUGCGGGUGCUGUCCCGGUCAUGGUGCCAGCGCAGAGCCGAGCAGGCUCGCUGGUGUGACCCCCAACUAACGGGGGGCCCAGAUCCAGCACCACCACCCCUCUCCCCAUUUUCUGGGGUUAUUUUUUACCUUUUUGGGUUUCUCUUUCUCUGUCAAAGAUGCCUCGAGCAGCGGGACUUGGCAGGGGCUGUUUAAUGGGUGCUGGGUUUGGGGGGACCAAGUUCCCUGUGCGUGGGGUCCCCCACGGGGCCACGUUUGUGUCGACCGCAGUGAAAACGGGGGUGAUUUGUCAUAAAAGAGCAUUAAAAGCAGGGAGGGCGACGGGGUGGAGAGGGGGCGGGGAUGCACUUUUUUUAGGGGUUUUCUGAUUAAAAGCUGCCGCGCUGUCUGGCGCCGCGCGUUCGGGGCACUUUGUGGGGUCCAGGGUGUCAUGGGCCCCGUGUCCCUCCGGGUGAUGUCACAGCGGCUGCGUGGUGUCACAGUGGCUGCGUGAUGGUAGCAUUGUGGCAUGUGGGUGUUGUCACAUGCCAAGACCCAUCACCGUGAUGUCACCCCCUGCCCCAGUCGCGCAUCGGGCAUUGUGAUGUCACAGCAUCUGCCCCACAUCUGUGUGACAUCACAGCGGCUGUCGCAUUGAUCGGUGAUGUUGUGCACGCCUGCAUGAUGCUGCACUUCCCAUCACACCAUCAGCAGUGAUGUCACACAUGCCUGGAUGACAUCACAGCCCUGCUCGAGUCUAACAGUGAUGUUCCACACACCCAUACGAUGUCACACCACCCGUCAUACAUCCAGCAGUGACAUCACGCCACCCGACUGCUGCAGAGCAUCCAUCAUGUGAACUGUCUCCCACCCUCGUGUCUUGCACGGUCACGGCAGCCAUCGCACAGCCUGCAGUGAUAUC
Cuculus canorus (common cuckoo) is the source of this 2067-nucleotide messenger RNA. RefSeq names its product endothelial cell adhesion molecule (gene ESAM). NCBI's taxonomy places the organism in Eukaryota, Metazoa, Chordata, Aves, Cuculiformes, Cuculidae. The coding region runs from base 50 to 1225 and encodes 391 amino acids. Gene Ontology annotation, cellular component: plasma membrane; adherens junction. Gene Ontology annotation, biological process: homophilic cell-cell adhesion. The transcript has 7 exons. The record is from RefSeq and is a predicted model, not a curated record. Gene Ontology annotation, molecular function: cell-cell adhesion mediator activity.